Molecule: messenger RNA, 687 nt
Organism: Nicotiana tabacum (common tobacco)
Lineage: Eukaryota; Viridiplantae; Streptophyta; Magnoliopsida; Solanales; Solanaceae
Source: RefSeq, a predicted model, not a curated record
AUGCCUGCUAUCUGUGGGGUUGAACAAGAAAGGGUAGAAGAGAGUGGAAAGAAGUCAGGGGGAAGUAAUUCUGGGGAAGCUGCUGAUAGGUUGGUUAAUAUGAGCACACAGGGAGAUGAACAUGGUUCAUCUACUGAAGAGACCCUAGCAGACCUGCUGAAAAAGGUUGGUGCAAGCUAUGACCCAAAGAAAUGCAGAACUCCCACACUAAACGCCCCCAGUGUUCCUAAGCCCUCCAAGAAAAGAAAGGCUUCAUCCCCAACAACUACUGAAUUUUCAUUGCCAAAGGGUAGAACUACAAGAAGCAGGGUGAAACAGAGUGAGAGUGAUCUCCAGAAAGCUAUAGCUGAGAGUAAGAAGAAAAAGCUGGCUAAAGAAAAAUGGAAGGUUACAGAGUCCUCAGAGGAUGUGGAGGUUGAGGAGAUGGAACAAGUCCAUCAGGAGGAAGUUCAACCAGUGGAGGUUGCCAAACCUUCACUAGACAAGAGGACAAGGUCUGUUGUGAAAGGAAAACAAGUGAAAAUUUCUGAAGAUGAGGAAUGGAGUGGAGAAGAAGUAGAAGAUGAUAGUGAACAGGACAAGCUUGCCAUGUUUGGCAAAAAAAAGAUCUUGAAGGGUAGACUGCUGAAAGACCUGGUGGAGCCAAGAAUAAUGAGACUUGUGGAUGCCUUCUUUGCUCAGGGGUGA